Molecule: messenger RNA, 3451 nt
Organism: Chelmon rostratus (copperband butterflyfish)
Lineage: Eukaryota; Metazoa; Chordata; Actinopteri; Chaetodontiformes; Chaetodontidae
Gene: lima1a
Product: LIM domain and actin binding 1a
Exons: 12
Coding region: 619-2805 (728 amino acids)
Biological process (GO): actin filament bundle assembly
Cellular component (GO): plasma membrane; actin cytoskeleton
Molecular function (GO): actin filament binding
Source: RefSeq, a predicted model, not a curated record
AAACACAGACUGGACUCUGACAUGAAGUGAGAUUCUGCCUUUUCACUCCUCUGUGUUUCCACAGAGCUUCAGUGCUGAGCUGCAGUGGACGCAAAUGGAGUCAGCCAGGAUUUGGAAUGAGUCACAUCCUCUGAAGUCCUGACCUUGUGAGAAGAGUCUGCAAUCCACUCAGCUUCCAGGAAUCCAGUGUGGACUCCCCCCUCCCCCUCUCCUCAGUGUGGGAUUCCCCUCCUCCUCCUCCUCCCCCCUCUCCCUGCCGCUUGCCCGCCAUGUCGUUGCACGCCGGCCUCGCUGGCUACUCGUCUCACAUGCCUCCAGGCUGCCCUGCGCUCGCACUGAACGCUGCUGAUUGGCCGGGAGGGAGAGAGCUCGUACCUGCCAGGUGGAGGUGCACGCUGCUUCGUUAUUGGCUGUCGUGAGUUAAAUGGGAGUGGUGGGACUCCUCCUACUUCCCCGUCUACUCAAAAGCACUGGUGGCAGCAGCUGAGGAGUGAAAAGAGAAGGAAAUACAAGCAGUGGACAAGCGUCAGGGAGUGAGACAGCAGGAGUAGUCACAGUUACGACGUGCGUUCCUGGCAAGCCGACAAAACAGAUCGAUCGCUCAGACGCGCAGCAAAGAUGGCCUCCGUCGCUCCAUUCAGCCGCAGGCAGUGGGCGUCCCAGUCGCUGAGGGUCACCGCCAAGGAACUUUCGAUCGUCUCCACCCGGGGUAAAAACAACGCCAUCGCAGAGCGCUUCUCCAAGUACCAGAUGGCAGCAGAGGAAGGCAAUGCAGAGAAGAAGAAAGCGGUUGCAGAACCUCCACCCUCCACCGUGUGCAGCGGGAAUCUGAGUGUUUUAAAGAAACGCUGGGAGCAGCAGCAGCAGCAGCAGCAGCAGCAGCAGCGGCCGUCCAGCCACAGACCCAAACCUCAAGCCGCACCCUGCAGCCCUGCCGACCCUCAGACCCACGUCAGUCCAUCAGCAGGCCCCAAACCUGCGCCCACAUCACACAUCAAGAACCACUCGGACACCCUGAAAACCGCCACGCUCUCUCAAGACCAGGAUACCGAGCUGGAGACACAGGUUCACUCUGAGACCAGCGAGAGCAGCUCCGAGCAGGCGCCGUCAGCUCAGCUGGGUCCGACCGACAUGGAGGCGAAGCCCAGCAGAGAUUCAGAGGAGCAGGAUGGAGCACCGGCAGCUGAAGUACCCGACUCCGAGAAGCCCAGCGUUCCUCUGAACAGCCUCAAGAUGAUGUUUGAGAAGGGAGAGAACCUGACCAGCAAGGUGUCCAGAGAGCAAACGAGUGGAGGAAACGGUAACACUGCCAGCAUGGAGCAGCUACUAGGAGAUGGUCUCGCCGAGUCCACUCCUCUCCGGGACAGGAUGGCCCUCUACCAAGCUGCCGUCUCCAAACAGGAAGUCCCUCCCACCUCUGUCAGUACUGAUCAGCUGGACACUUUCAGCGGGAAGCAGAAGGAGAACGUUCCUCCGUGCACUCUGGACAUGAGUCCAGAGUCUGAACCAAGCAGCAGGAAAGGUUUCACCUCAGAGAGCAACGGUUCUGCCACCGGCACCCCUGCAUCGUCCAAUCAGAGAGACUCUUCUCAGCUCAAGACUUCCAAAAGCUUCCGCCUGCCUGUGAGGGAGACCUGUGUGUCGUGUCUGAAGACGGUUUAUCCUCUGGAGAGGCUGGUGGCCAAUCAGCACGUCUACCACAGCUCCUGCUUCCGCUGCUCGCACUGCAACACCAAACUGAGUCUGGGGAACUACGCCUCCCUGCACAACAACGUCUACUGCAAGCCGCACUUCUGCCAGCUCUUCAAGGCCAAAGGCAACUAUGACGAAGGCUUCGGCCAUCGGCCCCACAAAGAGCUGUGGGAGAGCAAAGGGGAGAGCGGAGACGCCUCCCCUCAGACCAAGCCGAGGGUCCAGAGCCCGGCCCCGGCCUCGGACGUGGACGGCCCCAGCGUGGAGGACUCCCCGCUAGCUAAGGUCAAUGUGCUGACAGCCACUAUGGAGGCUCUGGGUCAGGGGUCGUCGGAGAAGGCCGACCGACCCACCGAGACCCGCAGGCUGAAAAUCUCCUGGCCGCCACGAUCAGAGCUGGAGGACGCGACCGGCCGCGGCGGAGCCACGACAACCACGGACGGGGGCUCCGCCAGCAAGCCCGUACGCCCCAAGUGGCCCCCAGAGGAGGACUCCCCCUCCUCGGCCCCUGAACAGGCCAGAGAGACACCCUGCCUGCGCCGGAGCUCCUCCCUGAAGGAGCGCAGCAUGCCCUUCACGCUGGCAGGACAGGCCGGCAACAGUCCCGCUCCUGAGGCCAGAAAACCGAGUCCGCCGCCCCCUGCGGAGGAGCGACGGCUCAGCCCUGAACCCUCCAGCAUGGAGCUGCAGCUCGGCGGCCAGUCGUCAGACAGCCAAACCCCCACUGAAGACAGCUGUGUGGACGUUCACACCAGCUCAGGAGAGGAGGAGCAGGAGGGCGAGAUGAAGAGCGAGAACACGCCGGACCAUCACGUCACCAAAGAGGAAGACGACACUGGAGAUGAACAACCUGGGCAGGAGGAGGAGGAGAUGGAGGAGGAGGAGGAUGUGUGUGUGUUGGAGGAAGAGAUGCCUCCUCUGAAACAGCAGGAGGCGCCAACGGACAUCCCGUCUCCUGAAGGAGAGGUGGAGGCCAGCCGGUCGUCCCAGGAUGUGGGCUUCUGGGACAGCGAGGAGGUGGAUGAUAAGGAGGAGCAGGAGGUGCUGACGGUGGAGGAAAUGAUCAAACGGAACCGAUACUACGAGGACGAAGAGGAGGAAGAGGACGUAUAAAGCGAUCGUUGUGGUCUCGGCCAACAGACGACAGCCGCGGACGCUUCAGACGUCCUGCCGUUCCUUUUUUAGAUGUUUUCUUCUUCUCCUGUUGAAAGACAGUCGCUGCAGCGUCUAGUGUGAACUCUACUGAACUCUUCGUGCCUCUUUGAACACUUUCUGAAACCUUUCAAGCCAUUCCGACAGAUUACAGCGCUGUGCUGUCUGCUGGGGAACGUGACGCUCUGACGUCGCGCGGUUUUUAAAAUGAUGCCCCACAUCAUGUUUUUAGAACAGAAUGUCUGAAGGUCGUGACGCAGAAUCAGUUUUAUUUUUGUCUACAUGACUUUUGUAAUUUUCUAUCUUCACUGAAUGCUAAUCUGCUGUCCUGAGUAUCAGUUACACGGUCACUAAUGUCACUAAUCGGCCUCUUAAUCCGUUUCAGAAAAGAAAGGCCAGCACUUUGAUCUGUGACCAUUUUUCAAAUAAUCUGUCGCGUUGCCAUUCUGUACAUUCAUUCAUGUACAUGUUAAAAAAAAAAACCUUUUAUGUUCCUUUGUUUUCCAUUUUCAAGAGUUACAACUGGAUCUGAAAAAUGUUGUACUGUUGUUUUUAAACCAGAGGACCAAAUAUCUUAGAUUGCUACUGUUUAAAUAAAUUGUUAUAU